Messenger RNA from Dromaius novaehollandiae (emu), 2106 nucleotides. RefSeq names its product ATPase H+ transporting V1 subunit C2 (gene ATP6V1C2). Gene Ontology annotation, cellular component: lysosomal membrane; vacuolar proton-transporting V-type ATPase, V1 domain. Gene Ontology annotation, biological process: proton transmembrane transport. NCBI's taxonomy places the organism in Eukaryota, Metazoa, Chordata, Aves, Casuariiformes, Dromaiidae. The coding region runs from base 654 to 1802 and encodes 382 amino acids. Gene Ontology annotation, molecular function: proton-transporting ATPase activity, rotational mechanism. The transcript has 13 exons. The record is from RefSeq and is a predicted model, not a curated record.
CCCGAAGAUGUCCUGCACGGCAGAGACACCCGGGAGGGUCCCGGGGGAGAAGAAUGGGAGGGCUGCGUGUGCCGGUCCCGCUCUCCCGCCCUGAUCUUCCAGCGAACAGCAGCUUAGCUGUCCCCGCGGAUGCGGACUGCAGUUCUCUACGUGCAUUGUGUUUUGCUGAUACUCUGGGCAUCAUGACUUGCCUUUCUCCAACUCCUUCCCAUCCAACUUGGAAAGAAAAGCACAGAGGAGGCUGAUACUCCAUCUUGCCAGUGGCAUCUCUUGCAGCCUGAAAGUUCAGCAGAGGUCCUUCUACAUUUUGUUUUCACUUUUUGCCUACAAGUGCCCGAAGAUUUGAAGAGAUAAUAUUAAGAAGCAGAAAUCCUUAAUUACAUUUGAAUGGUUUUGUGAAGUCUCCAAACUCCACAAACUCCACAGUGGAGACUGGCAUUGAUAUGAGUUUUAUUGUACAGUGCAAGUGAGAACGAACAGGGUGGGAGUGAAAAGGGGAGGAGGAAACUUCAUUUCUUCAUUCAGAAGAAUGUCCUGCCCAGAAACUGGAUGAAACCCUGAGAAAGGAGGAACUGCUGCACUCUUUCUGUGACAUUCAGGAGAAGGUCGUGUUCCAUUUCAGUUGACCAGGAGCAAAGGGAAAAGAUUAGAUCAUGUCGGAGUUCUGGCUAAUUUCUGCUCCGGGAGACAAAACGAACCUGCAGGCCUGGGAGAGAAUGAACACAGUGACAUCUAAAUCCAACCUGUCCAGCAACAGCAAAUUCCAUAUUCCAGACUUAAAGGUUGGGACACUGGAUGCUCUUGUUGGACUCUCAGAUGAGUUGGGAAAACUUGAUAGCCUUGCUGAAAGCGUAAUAAAGAAAAUAGCCCAGUACAUAGGAGAAGUCAUGGAGGACUCAAAAGAUAAAGUCCAGGAAAAUCUUCUGGCCAGUGGAGUUGACCUAAUUAGCUAUCUGACCCGGUUUGAAUGGGAUAUGGCCAAAUAUCCCAUAAAGCAGCCACUGAAGAAUAUAUCAGAAGCAUUAGCAAAGCAAAUCACUCAGAUAGAAUCAGACCUGAAGACCCGAGCAGCUGCAUAUAACAACAUUAAAGGAAAUUUGCAAAGCCUGGAAAAGAAAACUGUGGGAAAUCUGCUGACCCGGACCCUAGCAGACAUUGUGCAUAAAGACGACUUUGUUCUGAAUUCUGAGUAUCUUAUCACACUCCUAGUCGUAGUGCCAAAGUCAAGCUAUGUGCAGUGGCAGAAGACCUAUGAGUCCCUCUCUGAUAUGGUGGUGCCUCGCUCCACAAAAAUGAUUGCUGAAGAUGCAGAGGGAGGACUCUUCACGGUGACUCUAUUUAGAAAAGUGAUGGAUGACUUCAAGGCUAAAGCCAGAGAGAACAGGUUCAUGGUUCGAGAAUUUUAUUUUGAUGAGAAAGAACUGAAAUGUGAAAAAGAAGAGCUGAUGAAAUUAGCUUCCGAUAAGAAGCAACAGUACGGCCCAUUACUGCGCUGGCUGAAAGUGAACUUCAGUGAAGCAUUCAUGGCUUGGAUUCAUGUGAAAGCCUUGAGAGUUUUUGCUGAAUCUGUCCUGAGGUAUGGCCUCCCAGUAAAUUUCCACGCAAUGUUGCUGCAGCCAAACAGGAAGUCCAUAAAACGCCUGAGAGAUGUCCUAAAUGUGGUCUUCAAACACCUGGACGAAGUUGCAGCAGCAAGUAUCAUGGAUCCUGGCAUGGACAUCCCUGGUUUACAAAUGAGUAACCAAGAAUACUACCCUUACGUCUAUUUCAAGAUUGACCUCAGUCUUCUUGAUUGCAGCUAAAAAGAGAGAAUUGCUCAAGCUUAAUCUAUUCAUUUUCAAGACCCUAAUGUUACAGUAAAAUGCAACUUCUGCUACUGAAAAGUCAAAUUAAAAUGCAGAUAUCUGAGUAGCAGGAUAAUUGUGUAAAGAUUUUCCUAACACUUUCAAUAAUUUAAAAUGACUUCAGUACAAGUGUUUCUGGUUCAUGGUUUUCAGAAAACAUAUUUCAGAGGCAAGAGGUACUAUGGUAGUAUUUAUUCUUUUUUUUGUAAGUUACAAAGAUGGAAUCUGUAGUGGACUUGAAAUAAAAUGAAUUUUAAAGAGA